CCUCCGGAUCAUAAACCAGAAUCUAUACAAGUGUCUCUCCUUCCUCCUCCUCCUCCUCCUCCUCCUCCUCUCUCUGUUAUGAGCUUGAAACAGUAGAACAAGUCACCGACCAAUCAGAAGUGAGCUUCUCCCCUGGCCUGACCAAUCGGAGGUUGGACAUUGUUCUCAGCAUUUGUCUAAUGAGUGAUGAACAAUUGAGGAUGAGGAGCUGCUGCCUGGAGCUGGGGCUGGAACUUUGUCUUUUUUUUUCCCUGACUUGAAACUCCUGGGUGCACUCACCACUUGUGCUGCAGGGGCUGAGCUGGAGGCUGAGAGGGGGAUUCUUGUGGGGGAUCUGGGCCCAUCAGGUAACACCACCACCAUCACCAUCAUCAUCAGCUAUAGAGAUCAGCCUGCCGGGACACAUUGGGUCGUCUUUAUCUGACGGUCCUGGUACAGAGGAGAUGAUAGGUUUGGCCUUUAUUUUAGUAGCAGAUUGUGGGGAAGUUGGGAGUCAAUAGAGGUUUUAUCCCCUGUAGAUAAAGAUUAUAGGGCAGAGAACUAGGUCUGUAGGGUCCUGUCUAUAAUGUGCUCCUAUGGUAUCACUUUAAGUCUUGCAUGCUAUAUAUAGAUCACUAUAGGGGAGCAGUAGUGUUCAUGGUAUAUAGCUAAGGGAGUGGGAGUCAAUGUGGGUGUCUCUUGCUAUUUAAAGGCUGCAGCAUUAGCUAUAUUUAUAUAUAUAUAUAUUUAUAUAUAUUUAUAUCAGAUUAGACUUCUAUAGCGGUGGAUGUGGGUAUAGAGGGGAUAGAUCCCUGACUGUUACUAAACUGUUUCUAAGCUUUGUUGAGGGACCCCCUAAGAUGGAGAUAAGCGGGGCUCCUUCUGGAUCUCAGGUCCCCCAGACCACCACCUCCACCUCUCUACCAGUCACUGUGGCGGGGACCCUACUGCGGGGUCCCCAGUUGCUUUUGCGGGCGACAGAGAAGUACCCCCGCACCCCGAAGUGCGCCCGCUGCCGGAAUCACGGGGUGGUGUCGGCCCUCAAGGGUCACAAGCGUUACUGCCGCUGGAAGGACUGUAUGUGCGCCAAGUGCACGCUCAUCGCGGAGCGCCAGAGGGUCAUGGCCGCGCAAGUUGCGCUCCGCAGGCAGCAGGCGCAGGAGGAGAACGAAGCGCGGGAGCUGCAGCUGCUGUACGGAACCGCGGAGGGGUUAGCACUGGCGGCGGCCAACGGCAUCAUCCCACCCAGGCCGGCCUACGAGGUGUUCGGGUCCGUGUGUACCGACAAUGGCUCAGAAACCAAGAUCCAGAAGUUCGAUCUGUUCCCCAAGACCCUCAUUCCCCGGUCUAUCACCCCUCAGCAGAUGACCCCUGGUGCCAAAGCGGUGACCCCGGACAGUGAAUCGGUGAGUGGCAGUGCUCAGGGCACCUCCUCUCCAGAAGUGAGGGCUGGAUCUGGUUCUGAAAAUGGGGACGGCGAAUCCUUCCUCAGCUCCCCAAUAUCCAAAGCCAUGAAAGAUGGCGAGGAGAGCCCAAGCUCCAUCAGUCCACUGGGGUCUGAAUCAGGAUCUGACGCAGAGAAGGAUGAACAGGACCCAAGUUCUUCUUCUUCAGCCAGACAGAGGACCCCCAUAGACAUCCUGACCAGGGUCUUCCCUACCCAGAAGAGGAGCGUUUUGGAGCUUGUUCUUCAAGGAUGUGGUGGGGAUGUGGUCCAAGCCAUAGAACAGAUAUUGAACAACAGUAGACAGGAGAAGGGUGAUGAGGCCUGGUCUAGAGAGGCUGCCCUACAAAGUAUCCAACCAUCAGUGUCCACCACUCAUAGACCCCUCAUAGCUGGGGCCAUCACCCCCACCAUUGGGACACUAGGAAGCAGGUCUGCCUUUUCUCCCCUGCAGCCCAAUUCUACUCACUUUGGAACAGAAACCAACACCUACCAGUUGGGUGGACACUUGGGACUCAACCCUUUAAGGUUGGCAUAUUCUGCCCACAGUAGGGGACUCGCCUUCAUGACCCCAUAUUCCACAGCGGGGUUCAUGCCAACACUUGGGUUUCGCCCACCCAUGGACUAUGCAUUUAGUGACCUAAUGAGGGACAGGGCCAAUGUUCACAAGGACCAAGUUUACUCCAAUGGGCUUUACAGUUCUGUAGUCAACAAUGCUACAGAGAAACAAUGAGGCAGACUCUUCUGGAAGUGUCUGAGGACCCUAAAUAGUAGGACUGUGGAGGACAAGCUUGAGGACUGUGGAACCACUAAGGAACCAGGGUCCCACAUACCUGGGCACCAUCUCAUAGUCCUACCAGCCAAAUUCAGGAUCUAAUCCAGACACAUUGUAAACCUUUCUUAAGAUGCACUUUCCCCUCUUGAUGAACUUGUUAUUUUCUUGGCCUGUUACAAUAAGCAGCAUUGUGAUGUUGUUACAAUGUAUCAUAUAUACAGACAGAUACAAUUUAAUGUUGGGGGUUCUAAGUUAUUCUUGACAUUGUGGGUGAAGUCAGUAACUUUCAGGUGACAAGGACAGAAGGACAAGUGUCUUUUGUGUACAGAUUUGUAGAUAUGGGGGCGUUUAAUCCAGUGUUUCCCAUCCAGGGUGCC
Hyla sarda is the source of this 2575-nucleotide messenger RNA. It is a transcript of the gene DMRTA2, whose product is annotated as DMRT like family A2. The coding region runs from base 840 to 2156 and encodes 438 amino acids. Gene Ontology annotation, cellular component: nucleus. NCBI's taxonomy places the organism in Eukaryota, Metazoa, Chordata, Amphibia, Anura, Hylidae. The transcript is spliced from 2 exons. The record is from RefSeq and is a predicted model, not a curated record. Gene Ontology annotation, molecular function: DNA-binding transcription factor activity, RNA polymerase II-specific; RNA polymerase II cis-regulatory region sequence-specific DNA binding; protein binding. Gene Ontology annotation, biological process: germ cell development; sex differentiation; regulation of transcription by RNA polymerase II.